AUGUCACCACUGGUCACGCGAUCCGCCGCGCUGCUCCUCCUAAUCACAUGUAAGCCCUGCCCGAGCCUUCGAGUGGGCACGCCAAUCUCGCGCCCAUUCGUUGGCGUGCGCUCCUCGCCGCAGCUCUCCGAUGCCGGUUGCGUCAACUUGGAGGAGGCCGGAGGCGGCCGCGUGCUUCCGUGCUUUGUGGCGGGAACGGUCGAUGUGGAGGGGACGACAUACGCCGCGCUGUACCCUGCCAACGCGCCCGCGACGCUCGCCACGCAGUCCGAAGGGACACUCGAGCCGCUCGACCCUGCCUUCGAAACGACCUUGCUACCGGCAGCGAAGGCGGCGUGUCGCGCGGUGGGCGCGGAGCUGCACGACACGCCGGUGGUGCUGACGGCGAGCGGCGAGGCCGUCGAGCGCGACUACGAGCUCAUCGAGGACGCGGCGCCGAGCUUCGACGGCAGCGACGACGAGGACAUGGUGGUACUUGCCGACUUUGUGCACGAGGGCAAGACUAUUUUCGUGCUGCGGAUGCUCGACCCCGUCUACGUCGUUGGGCGGUGUGGGCCCGACGGGAGCUAUACCGUGCCGUCGGACGAGGAGAUGGAGAGCGUGGGCGACGUUGUCGAGGAUCUCGUCGGCGAGAUCGAGGACGCACUGGACGCGGAGGAGGAUAUGGCAGAGGAUGCGCCUGACACCCUCGCGCCCUGA
Messenger RNA from Emiliania huxleyi CCMP1516, 699 nucleotides. RefSeq lists its product as hypothetical. Lineage: Eukaryota; Haptophyta; Isochrysidales; Noelaerhabdaceae. The transcript has a single exon. Bases 1 to 699 code for a protein of 232 amino acids. The record is from RefSeq and is a predicted model, not a curated record.